AAACACACGAAAAUACGAGGGGGAGAAAAGAGGAACCACAACUCUCGAUUCCCCUCCACAAAUUUCAAAAUGGCGUUAUCCGAAACCUAUUUCUUCUCCAAUUCUUCCCCUACCUUCCUUUAUUUCUCUCUAAAUCUUUGUCAAUCCUGAUAAUCCUCAGCAAACUUCUAAAACCAUGUUAGUAAAUCUCUCUUCCUCUUCUUUUUCUGUCAUUAAAUUAGCGAAGUUAAAGUCCCCCUUCUCAGAUUUUUCAGUCAAGUCUAGAACCCACUUCUCUAAAUCCUUAUCUUCUUCUUCUUCUUCUUCUUCUUCUUCAUUUUGUCAUUCUUUCCCGUUGUCUGACCUCAGUUUCAAGAACAGACACCAAAUUUUCUGGGACAAGACCAAAAUCCCAUGUCGGAGGAAUGGCGAUUUCAGGCUGUGGGCUUUUGCCGGAAUCGAUAUUGGAAGUGCUCAGUCGGUACUCGAGGCGGCGGCGGUGUUGACGGCUAUCAUUGUUGUGCACGAGAGUGGCCACUUCCUCGCCGCCUGUUUACAGGGCAUUCAUGUAAGUAAAUUUGCAAUCGGUUUUGGUCCAGUUCUUGCAAAAUUCAACAAAAACAAUGUAGAAUACUCCAUUAGGGCUUUUCCCCUCGGUGGAUUUGUGGGUUUUCCUGAUAAUGAUCCUGAAAGCGAUAUUCCAGUAGAUGAUGAAAAUUUGCUUAAAAAUAGACCGAUAUUGGAUAGAGUGUUGGUGAUUUCUGCUGGUGUUAUUGCCAAUAUAAUCUUUGCAUACAUAAUUAUCUUAGUUCAAGUCUCGUCCGUUGGUUUGCCAGUUCAAGAGCCUUUUCCAGGCGUUCUUGUGCCUGAGGUUCGAACUCUUUCAGCUGCUUCUCGUGAUGGCUUGCUUCCUGGGGAUGUGAUUCUAGCUGUUAAUGGAAAUGAACUGCCAAAAUUGGGUUCUACUGCAGUUUCUGAUCUUGUUGAGGCAAUUAAAAGAAGCCCCAAUAGAACUGUGCUUCUUAAAGUUGAAAGAGGGAAACAGGAUCUUGAAAUUGGGGUCACCCCAGAUGAGAGUUUUGAUGGAACAGGGAGAAUUGGGGUUCAGCUUUCACCUAAUGUAAAGAUUUCAAAAGUUGUAGCAAAGAAUUUCUUGGAGGCUUUUAACUACUCUAGAAAGGAAUUUUUGGGUCUUUCAUAUAGUGUUCUGGAUAGCUUGAAACAAACUUUUCUUAAUUUCUCUCAGUCAGCCAGUAAGGUUUCUGGUCCUGUGGCCAUUAUUGCUGUUGGUGCAGAAGUUGCGAGGUCCAACAUUGAUGGGCUCUAUCAAUUUGCUGCUGUGCUUAACAUUAACCUUGCUGUUAUAAACCUUCUGCCCUUGCCUGCUUUGGAUGGCGGUUCAUUGGCUUUGAUCCUCAUUGAGGCUGUAAGGGGAGGGAGGAAGUUGCCUCUAGAACUCGAGCAGCGAAUUAUGUCAUCUGGGGUCAUGUUCGUUGUACUUCUCGGGCUGUUCCUCAUCAUCAGAGACACGUUAAACCUUGAAUUUAUAAAGGACUUGUUAUGAUCAGCCUCUGCUCAACUCGACAAAUGGUUACUGUUGGUUUGUCAGGGUAAACUCUGUUGAAACUGUAAAUGCUUGACUUGUUGAUUCUAGUGCUGGGUUGUGGUUUUAGAGCUCAUAAUGCUUUCAUAUUGUUGGAUUCAGCUGAUAUAGAGAUAAGAGACUGAGAUCAUUUAUAACAUAAUGGAACCCACAUUGGUCUAUUCUUAUCAGCUUUGUACUCCCUUCAAAUCAACAAGUCAAAUAAUACAAAACAACUUAUUUUUGUGCA
Molecule: messenger RNA, 1811 nt
Organism: Benincasa hispida (wax gourd)
Lineage: Eukaryota; Viridiplantae; Streptophyta; Magnoliopsida; Cucurbitales; Cucurbitaceae
Product: putative membrane metalloprotease ARASP2, chloroplastic
Biological process (GO): proteolysis
Cellular component (GO): membrane
Molecular function (GO): protein binding; metalloendopeptidase activity
Source: RefSeq, a predicted model, not a curated record